Messenger RNA from Zophobas morio, 1505 nucleotides. RefSeq names its product nucleosome assembly protein 1-like 1. Gene Ontology annotation, cellular component: chromatin; nucleus. Gene Ontology annotation, biological process: nucleosome assembly. The transcript has 3 exons. The coding region runs from base 119 to 1273 and encodes 384 amino acids. NCBI's taxonomy places the organism in Eukaryota, Metazoa, Arthropoda, Insecta, Coleoptera, Tenebrionidae. The record is from RefSeq and is a predicted model, not a curated record. Gene Ontology annotation, molecular function: chromatin binding; histone binding.
GCAGGAAAUUCGUUUGUGUUAGCGACGUAGCCGUGUGAAUUUUUCUCUUUCUUGUUGUUGCCACUGCCGGAAUCUCUCGUCUUCGGGUUGCCACCAUCUUAAAGUCGGCGCAAGAAAAAUGGCAACCACCAAACCAGAGCAGCCUGACGAAUCGCUGGAAGACUCGUCGGUGGAGGAAGAGGAGACCGAACAGAAGAUUCCCAACAAGUUCAUGGAUUUCUCAAAUGUGCUAGCGUCGCUCGAAAGUCAACGGAAUGCCGACAAGCUCGGCCAGGUACCGCCGGCAGUUAAACGAAGAAUCAAAGCACUGAAGAAACUCCAACUAGAGGCAACCAACAUCGAGGCUAAAUUCUUCGCUGAAGUACACGCUUUGGAAUGUAAAUACCACAAAUUGUACGUGCCAAUGUACGACAAGCGGCACACCAUCGUCACGGGCGGCUACGAGCCCACGGAGGAGGAGUCUCAAUGGCCUUCGGACGACGAGGACGAAAACCUGGGCAACCAACUAAAAAAUAAAGCGAAAAUCGACGAAGAGACCACCAAAACGCCUGAAAUCAUCCCAAAGAACCCAGAAAACAACACCGAUAAACCCGAUCCAUUGGGCAUCCCCAACUUCUGGUUGACGAUUUUCCAGAACGUCAACCUCCUGUCAGAGAUGAUUCAGCCCCCAGACGAGCCCAUCCUCAGCCAUUUGCAGGACAUUAAGGUCGAUUGCUCAGAAAAUCCCAUGAGUUUCACUCUCGCAUUCCACUUUUCCCCCAACCAAUACUUCACCAACACGGUAUUGACGAAGGAAUACUUCAUGAAAUGUGAACCUGAGGAGGAUGACCCCUUCAACUUUGAGGGCCCCGAGAUCUUCAAGUGCAAAGGUUGCACCAUCAACUGGAACAAAGGAAUGAAUGUGACGCUGAAAACCGUUAAGAAAAAGCAGAAGCAUAAGAGUCGCGGUGUCGUCCGCACGGUGACGAAAACUGUCCAGAAUGAUUCCUUCUUCAACUUUUUCGCCCCACCUGAGCUUCCCGAAAACGCGAAAGGGGAAGAUAUCGAUGACGAGUUGCGUCAGUUGUUAACUACCGAUUUUGAGAUUGGGCACUACAUUAGGGAAAGGAUUGUUCCUCGCGCUGUUUUGUUUUAUACUGGAGAAGCAAUAGAAGAUGAGGAUGAUGAUUAUGAAGACGAUGAUGAUCUGGAAGACACCACUGAGGAAAGCGACUCUGGUGAUGAGAAGGAUAACGACAAAGCGGCCAAGGAGGCAAAUUGUAAACAACAAUAAUUUUGGGUUGCUUUUAUACUGUCCCAUUAUUCUUCCUUGUAUUCCUAUUCAGCUUUUAAUUGUAUUUAUUUUUUGUGUCUAAAUUGUUAAAUUUGUUUGGAAAACCGAUUACAUUGUUGGCGAUAAAACGUUAUGAACCGUUAACAGCUCUAUUUCUUUUUGGAAAUUCAGCUUGGAUAAUUCGUUUUCCAAAUUUAUUGGUAAUAUUUUGCGGAAUAAAUUUUUUUAAACA